Nycticebus coucang (slow loris) is the source of this 2499-nucleotide messenger RNA. RefSeq names its product damage specific DNA binding protein 2 (gene DDB2). Gene Ontology annotation, molecular function: damaged DNA binding; protein binding. Gene Ontology annotation, cellular component: nucleus; Cul4-RING E3 ubiquitin ligase complex. The record is from RefSeq and is a predicted model, not a curated record. The transcript has 12 exons. Gene Ontology annotation, biological process: DNA repair; response to UV. Lineage: Eukaryota; Metazoa; Chordata; Mammalia; Primates; Lorisidae. Bases 1119 to 2402 code for a protein of 427 amino acids.
GGUGGCGCGCAGGCUGCAGGGAGUCAGAUUUCGGUUUUGCUCCUGCGGACCUUUGCAGAGCCUGGAGACCGGUGAGACGGAGAAGGGACCCGGCAUGCAGCGGCAGCCCGUGGAGGUGUUCCUGAGAGUCACGGUGCCUUACAUUUUUUACUGAGCACUGCUUUCUUAGACGUUAGCUGGGGAGAGGCUCACAACCACCCCCUUGCAAACAUUAGAUUUCCUAUUGUUCAGAUAGAUGCAGAAACUGAGGCUUAGAGACCUUAAGCGGCUUUCCUAAAAUCUAGUCUGGCAGGGUCAGGACUCCAGAACUGUCCCCUGUCCUUUCCACAGUUCUUUCUGCUAAUCUGGGGCGCCUCCUGAGUCCUGGAACAAACACGCGGUGUGGGUGGGACAAAAAGGCGUGAGCUCCUCACUCCCCGUGUUCUUAUUUCCAGAUUUUCUACCAUGAUUCAUUCUUAAAUCCCUUCGCCCCUCCAGCCUCUUUAUCAGUCUGGUAUAUUUUUCCAGAUCACUACGAUGCCACCCCACCCUAAAUAAAUCCCUUGGUUCUCUAGCCCUCCUCCCUCGCUCCCUUCCCCCUGGGGAGGAUUUUUCGGAGCCACGGGUCUGUUAUUUAUAUCCACUGGAGCGGUCCAAGAAAUGUUCAGAGGCUGACCUAAUCGCCACCUGCUCCUCGGCCUCCCUGCCCCUCCCGAUUCCCCCAGGGCCCGGUGACCCAGCGGCCGUCCCCGGCGGCCGGGAGACAGGAGGGAGCGUGGGGCCGCGGGGCCGCGCUGCUCUCUUCAGCAAGUCCAGUUCCUCCCCACCUCCCACUCCCUGAGGAGUGUGAGUACUGAGUACAUGCGCGCGGACUUUUAAACUGCAGCUUUAAAAAUAGCAAAAUUAUGUUGUUUCUAAAUCCGGAGGGACCACUGAUGCGUUCUUCAUGCAGAUGAAUCUGCUCACAAAAUGGAAAGAGGGCCUUAAGAAAAUGAACUGGGGUAAUUUCAGAAGGGAACUGGCUUGGCUGCAACACAGACAGGAUCAUUUUUAUUUCUGCAUUUGCGCCUGCAGCCCUUAGAAGAGACUUUUGGCAUCAGAAGACCUAGGGUAUUGUACCCCUUCUCACGGAGGACGCGAUGGCUCCCAGGAAACGCCCAGAAACCCAGAAGACCUCCGAGACUGUGUUACGCCUCAGGAACAAGAAGAACAGAAGUCCCCGGGAGCUGGCGCCCGAGGCCAAGAAGCUCUGCGUGAAGGGCUCCGGUUCUAGCAGAAGAUGUGACUCAGACUGCCUUUGGGCGGGGUCGGGUAGCCUGCAGGUCCCGCCACCAUGCCACAGCAUUGUCAGGACCCUCCACCAGUAUAGGUUGGGCAGAGCUGCAUGGCCAUCACUACAGCAGGGUCUCCAGCAGUCCUUUUUGCACUCUCUGGAUUCUUACCGGAUAUUCCAAAAAGCUGCCCCCUUUGACAGGAGGGCUACAUCCUUGGUGUGGCACCCAACUCACCCCAGCACUGUGGCUGUCGGUUCCAAAGGGGGAGAUAUCUUGCUCUGGAACUUUGGCAUAAAGGACAAACCCACCUUCAUUAAAGGGAUUGGAGCUGGAGGGAGCAUCACGGGGCUGAAGUUUAACCCUCUCAAUACCAACCAGUUUUUCGCCUCCUCAAUGGAGGGAACAACUAGGCUGCAAGACUUUAAAGGCAACACUCUACAAGUUUUUACCAGCUCAGACACCUGCAAUGUCUGGUUUUGUAGCCUGGAUGUGUCUGCUGGAAGCCGAAUGGUGGUCACAGGAGACAAUGUGGGGAACGUGGUCCUGCUACACAUGGGUGGCAAGGAGCUUUGGAAUCUCAGAAUGCACAAAAAGAAAGUGACCCAUGUGGCCCUGAACCCAUGCUGUGAUUGGUUCCUGGCCACAGCCUCCGUAGAUCAAACAGUGAAAAUCUGGGACCUGCGCCAGGUUAGAGGGAAAGCCAGCUUCCUGCACUCGCUGCCGCACAGGCAUCCUGUCAACGCAGCUUGUUUCAGCCCUGAUGGUGCCCGACUCCUGACUACUGACCAGAAGAAUGAGAUCCGGGUUUACUCUGUCUCCCAGUGGGACUGUCCCCUGGGCCUGAUCCCGCACCCUCACCGUCACUUCCAGCACCUCACACCCAUCAAGGCAACCUGGCAUCCUCGGUAUAACCUCAUUGUUGUGGGCCGAUACCCAGAUCCUAAUUUCAAAAGUUGUACCCCUUAUGAAUUAAGGACGAUCGAUGUGUUUGAUGGAAACUCAGGGAAGAUGAUGUGCCAGCUCUAUGACCCAGAAUAUUCUGGUAUCAGCUCGCUCAAUGAGUUCAAUCCCAUGGGGGACACACUGGCCUCUGCAAUGGGUUAUCACAUUCUUAUUUGGAGCCAAAAGGAAGCUGGGACACAGAAAUGAGAGACAUUAAAGAAGGUAUGGGCCAAACAAGGGCUUGGCAUCCACAAUGGGAAUACAUCCUGCAAGAAGAGGUGGCUAUUUGUUAAAGGUUCAGAAG